AUGAGCCUGUUCGACCGCAUCAAGCCCUACCUCUACUACCGCACCGCGCGCCACGUCCGCGUCGACAUCUGGCAAGUCGGCCUCACCAACCGGAUUCUGCAGACCGGCAUUAUAGUUGCCUUCAUCGCCACCGUCAUCACCUCAAACUCGUGGGCGGCUAGCGAGCGGCCGCUUGGCGUGGUGAACGCGUGGGAGGAUGGAGGGCGCUACGGCUUCGCGCCGACUCUCAACCGCUCGAGCGAAUACUACUCUUACUGCGCCAGCCCGGAUCACAACUACGUCUACUCGUCCAACUAUGAGUACAUCAUGCCCGAGUGCCGCAAUCUUCAGCCCGAGGAGAUCGUCACGAAAGGUAUUGGCUCGAUAUCCUUCACAACGUCCAUCAUAGAGACGUACGAGUACUCGUGGGAGUGCGGCAACCAGA
This is a messenger RNA of Emiliania huxleyi CCMP1516, 424 nucleotides long. RefSeq lists its product as hypothetical. The annotation marks the transcript as partial. NCBI's taxonomy places the organism in Eukaryota, Haptophyta, Isochrysidales, Noelaerhabdaceae. The record is from RefSeq and is a predicted model, not a curated record. The transcript has a single exon.